AUGUUAUGGAGUUCCCUUUCAUAUAUUCCAUUAUUAGCCGAAUAUGGUUAUUUUAGAUUCUUUGUUCUGGCUUGGAGUUCAGGAGAUAAAAUGUUAUAUAAUUUACUUGCAUUAAGAUUAAGACAUAUGGGAUAUGUAGUAGUUGUACCAAAUUAUUCAUUAUACCCUAAAGUAAAAAUCAAUGGCAUGUUAUCAGAUGUAAAACGAGCUUUGAUAUGGACAGAAAAAUAUAUCAAACAAUAUAUGUGGGAAUCUCAAAGAGGGGUUGAAGAAGUUUCUGCAUUGGGUAGAGUUAUGGUUUCAUUACUUUCAAAUGUUGUAAAAAAUAAUGAUGUUGAUGUUGAUCAAUUAAGAGAUUUGUUACCAUCUAAAAUUUUAUUAAUUCAUGGAGAUAGGGAUUCCACUGUACCAUUGGAACAAAGUUUAAUGUUUAGUCCAUUUAAAAAUAAAUUUACUCCUCACCUUGAUAGUGAAUUAAGAAAUUUCAUGGUUAAUUAUGAUGAAAAUUAUCAUUAUUUUGAUUAUAUAGAUGACGAUGAAUAUCUUGCUUGUUAA
Diversispora eburnea is the source of this 555-nucleotide messenger RNA. NCBI's taxonomy places the organism in Eukaryota, Fungi, Glomeromycota, Glomeromycetes, Diversisporales, Diversisporaceae. The record is from the annotation of a GenBank genome assembly.